Chenopodium quinoa (quinoa) is the source of this 2776-nucleotide messenger RNA. RefSeq lists its product as uncharacterized. Lineage: Eukaryota; Viridiplantae; Streptophyta; Magnoliopsida; Caryophyllales; Amaranthaceae. The record is from RefSeq and is a predicted model, not a curated record. The coding region runs from base 522 to 2213 and encodes 563 amino acids. The transcript has 12 exons.
AAAAUUAAAUUAAAUGCUUAUAUAAGGGCUUGAACCUAAGAUUUUUAGUCCAAACUAAAUGCAUUACCACUAUGACAAAACUAAUUUGAUGUUAUUUAUUGCAUAAAAGUUGUAUUUAACCUAUAAAUUUAUAUAUUUACUUAAAUAAAAAAAUAAAAAAUAAAAAAUUUGGGGAGCCCCUCCCAGGCCCCUUAAUAGAUCCGCCUAUCUGAAACCAUAUAAUAUAAACUUUUUAUUAUAAUACUACGUAAUAAUAAUGUUUGCUUAGCUAGAAGUGCCAGUUAGCCACAUUCCUCCACCUCUCCUCAUCACUUCAAUUCCCUUUCUCUCCCCUCUUUCUCUCUGGAAAUUCACCUCCUUAAACACACUCUUCGAGGACAAUCCUACUCAACCCAAUUUUGCUUUGCUUACCUAAUUUUAAUUGUAAAUUUUACCCUUUUCAACUUUCCCGCUCCUUCACAUUUUUCUUAAUAAUGCACUUGAUGUUGAAUGUGGUGAUUUAUGAGCUUCAGCAUUGAGAGAUGAAUCAUACAAUUCUAAUGAAGCAUGAUCGAUAUCAGAAGAAGCAAGGAAUGUUGAGGAGUAAGUCAUUGGAACCUCACAAACCAACCUUAAUUCGACGAAUUUCGAGUAGAGAGCGAAAAUUGGCUUUACUUCAAGAUGUUGAUAGGUUGAAGAAGAAACUGAGGCAUGAAGAGAAUGUACAUAGAGCUCUUGAACGGGCAUUUACUAGGCCUCUAGGGACCCUUCCUCGUCUUCCGGCCUACCUUCCUCCUUAUACCCUUGAGCUUUUGGCUGAAGUUGCUGUUUUAGAGGAAGAGGUUGUAAGGCUAGAAGAACAAAUUGUACGUUUUAGGAAAGGUCUGUAUCAAGAAGCAGUAAAUACUUCAUCCUCCAAGAAGAAUGAAGAAAGCACAAAUGAUUCAAAUGAGUCAUGUCCUAAUGAUUCGACAGAUGAUCCGAGGAAUGUAGCCCAAGAUGAAACUAACUUUAUAAGUUCUUCUAAGUCUGAAAUUGUUUUAGAUGAUGGAGGAGAUAAAGAAAAUCAAUCAUGCAGUAGCUCGACAAAAAACAAGCUGAAAUCACCAAACCGGAAGUCACCUAUAGUGAAAACUCCCACUAAGAGACUUUCCUUUGAGAAGAAAACACCGGAAAAGUGUUCAGAUGCUCAGAAAUCUCAGGUCCAUUGCAGAAAUGACCGCCAAGAUGAUGCAGAACCUAGCCCCCCUGUUCUUCAAGAUGAGCGGAAAUUGAGACAUGAAAGUCCAAAUGCAAUAUCUGAGAAUAUCCUCAAGUGCUUAUUGAGCAUUUUCUCAAGAAUGAACACAUCGAAGAAUAGGUUGAGCAUGGAAAAGUUUCCUCCCUCUGCUGCAUUCUCCUCUCCAGACAAAGACGGUUACAUUGAACUCCAGGAUCCAUAUGAUACAUGGCCUAGAUUUGGUAGAAGAGAUAUUGGUCCGUACAAAAAUCUGUACUCAGUUGAUGCUCGUUCACUUAGUGCAAAUAGAACAACAAAUUCUUUAUUCUUACAUCGUCGACUAAGAAUACUCAUCGCGAAACUUGCCACUGUCAAACUGCAAAGGCUCACGCACCAAGAAAAGCUUGCUUUCUGGAUAAAUGUCUACAAUUCAUGCAUGAUGAAUGCAUAUCUUGAACAUGGAAUACCAGAAAAACCAGAGACAAUAGUUGCACUGAUGCAAAAGGCAACAAUAAAUGUGGGGGGACACCAGCUAAAUGCUAUAACUAUUGAACAUUUUGUUCUGCGUUUACCUUACCACUCUAAAUUUACUUUCACGAAAGGAUCCAAAAACGAUGAGAUGUUGAUGGUUGCACGAAGCACCUUUGGGUUGGAGUUAUCUGAACCAUUGGUUACAUUCGCGCUGUCUUGUGGAAGCUGGUCCUCUCCCGCUGUCAGAAUUUACACUGCUGCUCAUGUUGAAACUGAGCUAGAAGUUGCGAAAAGGGAAUACUUACAGGCAGCUGUUGGUAUUUCGAAAAAUAAUGAUUUGAUUAUCCCAAAACUUCUACAAUGGUAUCUACUUGACUUUGCAAAAGACUUGGAUUCAUUGCUGGACUGGAUUUGCCUUCAACUCCCUAUGGUGCUCAGAAAAGACGCUAUGAAGUGUCUUGAAAGAGCUAAAAGCGAACCUCUUUCUCAAAUUGUCCAAAUUAGGCCCUAUGAAUUCAGUUUCAGGUAUCUGCUGCACAGAUGAAAUAUACUCACAACUUUUUCCCCUAUCUUUAGUGUUCUUCAUAGGUUUUGGUCUGAUUACGAGUGUAGUUUUUAGUGUGUAUACAGCCAGAAUGCAUAUAAAAUAACUGUAAAAUCGCUCUUCUUCCCCCUCAUAUAUCUGUAAGAUUCAGGGUGUAUUCUGUUCUUCAUUUUAUUUUUGUCACAUAGAAGGCAUAGUAUUAAGAAUUUGGUUUGUUUCUGAGUUGCCCUCUCAAUAAAGUUGAUUUAUUCUGGGUAGUGCACUGAAAUUUCUCUGCUAGAAAACUUGUGAAAAAAAACUUCAGACGAUUUUUAAGUUAGAUAGGUUAAAAUUUCCUUUGUCGAGAAGAGUCUCCUAUGAUUUAGUUUUCUCAUUCCUUCACUAAAAUAAGAAGAUUAUCAUAACAGUAUGUUUCAAAUCUUAAAUCAAUUCAAUUGAAAAUUCUAUGGUAAUCAGCCUUAAAUGACCAUUUCUAUGGCCAACUACUAAAGGGUAAAGCUUUGGAUGGAGAUACCCAAGACUCGAGAUUGAAUUUAAUUCUCGAGGAGAGAAAAAAAAAAAAA